This is a messenger RNA of Suillus subalutaceus, 670 nucleotides long. RefSeq lists its product as uncharacterized. NCBI's taxonomy places the organism in Eukaryota, Fungi, Basidiomycota, Agaricomycetes, Boletales, Suillaceae. The coding region runs from base 47 to 511 and encodes 154 amino acids. The transcript is spliced from 2 exons. The record is from RefSeq and is a predicted model, not a curated record.
UUCCAAGUUGCAACCGGCGGGUGCCUGCAGGACCCAUGUGGUUUAGAUGACAACAUCACUCCGGAAAAACCCAGAAAAUGGCCUUAUCGCACAGGUCUCCACAUGUUUCAAGUUGUGUCCUAAACUGCCGUACAAUUGCGCAAUAUCUUACAUAUGUCCACCGACCCGCAAAAUAACAUUCUUGGAUGUCGUAUUCGUGCAGCAUGUCUUUGCAAGGAACGUUCGAUGCUGUGAAAUUCUAUGCCUCGAGGCUUUGUGGCUAUGUAUUCUCUUCCGGCUUAACCCACUCGUCCUAAAGGCUAGGUCCCGAUUUACUCAAGUAUGUAUUAUAAUCGUCCAUGUGAUGCUAGCCUACGCACAAGGGGUUUUUCUUACCUCAUUUCGCACCGCGCCUCCUCCUCCCGGACGCAGCACCUCUCCACGUUUGGCAUCACACUUGCGACGUCACGGCUACCCAACAAUCUCCAACAAAUCGGUCAACACAAUGCGGAGAAGCCUCUUACUGAAUUGAAGAAGAAGUCUUUCGAAAUGGCGGAUACCGCCUUCGCUCAAGAAUUUUUUUCCACCUAUCAUACGUGACCCAUGCUGCCGCCGACAUAGCUUGAAGUUAUUUAGUCAGAUUGGAGAUAUGAAAUACCAGAUGAAGAUUCUAGUCACGUACGCAUUCCAC